CUCUCGGGCGACCACCGACGCAAGAUGUGGCCUUCGCAUCAGUCCCGAGACGCUACAAUCAUCGGACGACCACCGAUAGCACCAAGCUCAGAAGAAAUGUCUAGGCAAGUGACUAAUAGGGCAUCUGGGAUCUGGGGAAUGUGUGGGCGACACGAACCAUCCCCGCACGCUGGACAAGCAACAAUGGACGAGAAAACGCAUGGCCAACUGUGCAUCAUAUCGACUCUUGGACGACAUUAGCUGUUGUAGCAAGGUAUUAAGAAGCCGAAGAUCUCGAAACGCUAUCGCCGGAUGCUGCACCGCUCAGACCCUUUCUUCUCUCUACCCGCCAUUGCGUAGCCAACCUCCACCGCCGACAUCACCAUGACUACCGACAAAAAGUUCCUGGAGCAAAGCUGCGAGACUGUCAAGCUUGAGGAUGCUGGGCUUUCUGAAGCCGAGAUCUUUCUCCAGAGCUAUCCUCUGCUGCGAGAGAAGUCCAAGGAUGAGCUCGACAGAUUGAACAAGGCUGUUCUGAAGAAAUUGGAUUGGAAGUUUUUGCUCAUCAUUACGUUGAUGCUGUUGAUGAAUUAUCUUGAUCGCAUCAAUGUCUCUAAUGCCCGCCUUGCUGGUAUGCAACAUGACAUCCAUAUGAGCGAUGUGGAGUGGUCUGCUGGCAUCUCGCUCUUCUACGUGGGAUACAUCAUCUCACAGGUACCUGCAAACAUCAUCAUGUCGAAACAGAAGCCACGCAUCUGGAUGCCCUGCAUAAUGCUAGCGUGGUCAUCCGUCACCAUUUGUAUGCCUGCAUGCACUAGGCCAUGGCACUUCAUGCUUUGUCGCUUUCUUGUUGGCUUCACUGAGGGCCCAUUCCUCCCUGUGGUGGCGCUCAUGACCUCAAGUUGGUAUACCAAACAGGAAAGUCCUCUACGGAUGGCAAUCUGGCACGCAGGAAACAUCGUCUCGAAUGUGUUCUCUGGUCUCCUUGCGGCGGGCAUCUUGACCAACAUGGACAAUAUUGCGGGUCUACAUGCAUGGCAGUGGUUUCUCCUGUUGGAGGGUAUCGUGUCCAUCAUGGUUGCCAUUCCCGGAUUCUGGCUUCUUCCGAACUUCCCCAACAACACCGGAACGUACUACUUCACCGCUGAAGAGCAACAGAUGGCGCAAUACCGCCAGUCCGUGUCUUCUGGUAUGGUAUUGGAGGACGAAGAAGGGGACUAUAUUGGCGAAUUGAUGCAGGCUGUUCGAGAUCCAUUUACGUGGCUAUUUGCCGGCAUACAUUUCUCUCUUAUCAUCGCCCAGUCAUUCAAAGACUUCUUUCCAUCCAUCAUGGACACCUUGGGCUUUGCAAAGGUUCAAACCUAUCUUGUUCAGGCCCCGCCAUACGUGAUAGCUUAUAUCGUCACGCUGGUCGUGUCAUGGUCGUCUGGCCGUAUGCUCGAACACGGCUAUCAUAUCAUCGGCGCUAUCUCGACAACCCUCAUUGGGGCAAUCAUCAUGAUCAGCACGCUGAACACAGGUGCGAGGUAUUUUUCCAUGAUUCUUCUCUGUUGCGCACCGUUCGUCGGGCUCAACAUCCAGCUCUCAUGGGAGACUACAGUUGUGCCUCGUCCGCGGACCAAAAGAGCUGCACUUAUUGCGAUCGCAAACUGUGUGUCAAGCGUCAGUCAUUGGUUCACGCCAUAUUUUUUCCUCACGAACCAGGAGCCGAGAUAUGAGACAGGAGGUGGGUGUAUCAUUGCCGGAUGUGGCUUGACUAUCAUACUGUGCCUUGCGACGAAGUGGUGGUGCAAUAAGAAGAACAAAGAUUUGAUUGCGAAAGAGGAGCGAACAGGGGUGACUAAUAGCUGGAGAUUUGCAACGUAGGCUGCUAAUAGAGGGAGGUUUCGAAUAGUCUUCAUAGCAG
Messenger RNA from Alternaria alternata, 1885 nucleotides. RefSeq names its product MFS general substrate transporter. The transcript is spliced from 2 exons. Lineage: Eukaryota; Fungi; Ascomycota; Dothideomycetes; Pleosporales; Pleosporaceae. The coding region runs from base 364 to 1845 and encodes 493 amino acids. Gene Ontology annotation, cellular component: membrane. Gene Ontology annotation, molecular function: transmembrane transporter activity. The record is from RefSeq and is a predicted model, not a curated record. Gene Ontology annotation, biological process: transmembrane transport.